GAUGAUGCUGUCAGACAAUGAGCUUGCAGGUGCGAUGCGGAUAGAACAAUGAAGAGGGUUGAUCGUGGAGCGACAAAUCGCCGAAAACCAGCUCCAUCGCCGAAUGUUCUCCCGCCAACCUUCAACAAUCAGACCACUUUGAACACCGACCAGAAAACUUUGGAGCAAUCGCAAAGCACAAAGGAAGCUUCCCAACACAUCAAUCACCAGCCUACGAGCCUUUGAAACAUCUCCCAAAAUGAACACAGUCAAAUCAGUAUACUACGGUUGGGGCACACUCAUCGUCGCCGGCGGCGGCGCCUACUUCUUCGCAAAGCGCAGCAUCAACGCAGACCGCGCGGCAAAAGCCGAAGUCGACCGCCAGAAGCGCAUCCGCCUGUUCGAACUCGAGCAAUCCACGCUUUACGCUCCGCCAACCACUACGCCGCUCAAUCCAACGUCCACAUCCAAUGCGUCUAACUCUACUGCGCCGCGGUCCGUCACGAGCGAGCUGGGCCGGCUGAGGAGCGAGAGGGGGGAAUCGGGUGGCGGUGGUGGUGCGGAGCUGGAUGAAGAUGGGAAUCCGUCGAUACAGGCUAGCCAGGACCCCGCCGCGACGAGACAUGCGCCGGAGGAUGAGGCGCAGAAGGCAAGGGAGAAGAGUAAAUACGAGGCUAGUGAUGUGUAUCGGACGAGGAAGGGGGAUCGGUUCUCAUAA
Molecule: messenger RNA, 697 nt
Organism: Cucurbitaria berberidis CBS 394.84
Lineage: Eukaryota; Fungi; Ascomycota; Dothideomycetes; Pleosporales; Cucurbitariaceae
Exons: 3
Coding region: 239-697 (152 amino acids)
Source: RefSeq, a predicted model, not a curated record